AAAAAGUGAAAUCAUUUAAUGAACGGUUUUUCUAAAAACAAAAACUACUACAUUACAGAAACCUGUAAAAUAUUUGCCUGUCAAUCUUUCGUAACCUAACCUUAUUUUUCUUAAUUCCUUUGUACUGUCGAAACAAAUACACAAGAAUAGAAUACAAAUGGCCGGAAGCAAAGGCACAUUUCAGCCAGAUUCUGAUGUCCACAUUUCCUAUGAAGACCAGCAAAAAAUUAACAAAUUUGCACGUUUAAAUGCGAAGCUUGAAGACCUUAAAGAAGAAGUCAAGGUGAAAGAGAAUGACUUGAAAAGCUUAGAAGAUGCAUGUGAUGAAAUUGCAUUGUUUGAUGAAGACGAGAAAAUUCCUUAUUUGGUAGGAGAAGUAUUCAUUCUCCAAGACACUGAAACAACACAGAAGUGCUUAGAUGAAGCGAAAAAGAGAAUAGAAGAAAACAUUAAAGAAUUAAAAGGUCAAUCAGAUGAUGUAAGAAGUCAAAUGAGUGAUUUGAAAUCACAUCUUUAUGGAAAAUUCGGAAGUCAUAUUAAUUUAGAAGCUGAGGAUGAGUGAUGGUUUGUUAAUGCGAAACGAUUGAAAACAUUUUUUAAACUUAUAAUGGCAAAUUUUUCUUCUAAUGUUACUAAUUGCGAAAUCUCAACUGCUUAACAUAAUUUUCACUCUGAUGUCGCAAAUAAACUUUUUCUGUAAUAACGAUUGUAAUACAAUAUAGAUAAAUUAAUCAAAU
Messenger RNA from Tribolium madens (black flour beetle), 737 nucleotides. RefSeq names its product probable prefoldin subunit 4 (gene Pfdn4). The record is from RefSeq and is a predicted model, not a curated record. The coding region runs from base 158 to 562 and encodes 134 amino acids. NCBI's taxonomy places the organism in Eukaryota, Metazoa, Arthropoda, Insecta, Coleoptera, Tenebrionidae. Gene Ontology annotation, biological process: protein folding. The transcript is spliced from 2 exons. Gene Ontology annotation, cellular component: cytoplasm; prefoldin complex.